AUUCUUAAUUAUUGGGAGAAGUAUUUAAAAUAUGAUGUUCGAUAUACUUCAAGUAGGAGAUAUUUACAUUAUUUUAAUGAUAUUACAUAUACACCAUGGCCAUUUCACAUUAGUAUGAUUGUAUUUUUAUCUUUAUUUUUCUGCGUACUAUAUUUACACCAUUUUGCAUGGGCAGGUAAAGCGGCACUGGCUACUUUUUUUAUUAUGUUGGUACCAAUUUAUUAUUGGAUUUUAGAAUUACACUAUGAUAGUGUAUAUUUAGGUAAGUUUAAUUUUAAAGUAAGAAGAGCAAUGGUAGGUGGUUUCUUAUUGUUCCUUAUAUCUGAAGCAGCUGUAUUUGCAAGUUUUAUAUGGGCAUAUUUUGAUAGAUAUUUUCACACUCCAGCACAAAUAGGGGGAACUUUAGCUCCACUGGGAGUAGAACUAGUAUCAUGGGAUGCAUAUCCAUUAUGGGGUUGUUUUGUGUUAUUAGCGUCAGGGUGGGCAUGUAAUCAAGCUUACUAUGCUGCGCGUGGUGGAUCCAGUACUGUUUUUUAUCUAUGGAGUGUGUAUGGAAUAGCAUUAGGAGUUAUAUUUGUAUUAUUUAUACAAUUAUCAGAAUAUGUAUCAACCAAUACGUUAUCCAUUUCAGAUAGUGUCGUUGGUUCUUGUUAUUAUCUAAUAACAGGUUUUCAUGGAUUACAUGUAUGUAUAGGUCUAAUUUUUUUAUCUCUUGCAACAGCCCAAUUAGAUAAUUAUAGUAUAGAUAGAGAUAGAAUUCUAGUUUAUGCAUUAGCUUUAACAUAUUGGCAUUUCGUUGAUUGGAUUUGGCUAUUUGUAUAUCUUUUUUUAUAUGUAAUUAAUGGAAAUAUAAUGUAUUACGAUGUAAAUUUAAUUAAUAGUUAUUGGAAAUAG
Messenger RNA from Naegleria fowleri, 894 nucleotides. The record is from the annotation of a RefSeq genome assembly. NCBI's taxonomy places the organism in Eukaryota, Heterolobosea, Eutetramitea, Acrasida, Naegleriidae.